GAUAUUCCGGAACCAAUUGAUAUCGGUAGCGUGUUCCUAGAGGGACGUUUUUUGCCGUGGCAUUCUUGUUGUCAACAUUUUGUCCAGUCGUACAUGUCGAAGCUGUCUGCUGAAUAAAUACAAUUUACAGAAUGACAGAUGGUCCAGAAACGCCACCUAACUAUGAGGAGCAGUUUGCCCACCGGUUCUCUCUCCAGGACCCGGAGUACCAGCAGUACGUGAGUCGCCCCGCCAACCCCCCGCCACUGGUAGAGGACUGGGGAGGGCGUGGAGGUGGAAACAACCGGGGCAGAGACAACAGAUCACAGGACCGUGGCGGGUACAGGGGCCGGGGUUGGGGAGGGGACAGGGGCCGGGGUUGGGGAGGAGACAGGGACCGCGGGGGAGACAGGGACCACGGAGGGGAUAGGGACCGCGGGGGAGACAGGGACAGGCGUUACGGCCAGGGUGGUGGUGGGCAUCAGUCUGGAAGAUACAACUCCUACAACCAGAGACCAUCACAUUACGACCGCUACUGAACUCCUCUUACUGUGGAGUGACCCCAUUCACAUCACCCCGGGGCUCUCCAACCCUGUUCCUAGAGGGAGACCCUCCUGUAGGUUUAAACUCCAACCCUGUUCCUGGAGAGAGACCCUGCUGUAGGUUUAAACUCCAACCCUGUUCCUGGAGAGAGACCCUCCUGUAGGUUUAAACUCCAACCCCAGGUGUAACUAACCUGAUUCAGUUUAUCAACAAGAUAAUUAUUAGAACCAGGUGUGUAAAAACUCUCCAGGAACAGGGUUGGAGUUAAAGCCUACAGGAGGGUACCUCUCCAGGAACAAGGUUGGACAGGGUCCCUGCAUUAUUACACACAUACACUGUGGCUGUAGCAGGUCAAUCUGAUCUCUCACCUCUCUUCCAGAUUUAAUAUUGUAUUGAUCAGUGAUGUCAUGCUCUAAUCCACACGGAACAGGAUUACAACAAUGGUAUUGAUUAUUCCAGCCAGUAGUCUGGGCAUAGAGACAAUCUAUUUUCUCUAUAGGCCCUUUUCUAUAGUAGUACCACUAUAUAGGGAAUAGGGCUCUGGUCUAUAGUAGUACCCCUAUAUAGGGAAUAGGUUGCCAUUUGGGACACAAUCAGUGCAGCAGAGUCAAAUGUAAAGUUUAAGAUGCUCAUCCUUGCUACUAGUGUGAUGAACUGCGUUGAUGGGCAUGUGGUGUAUUGUGGGGUCGUUCUCUUGUUUUCAUUUAGUUUGUUUCUCUUGACUCCUCUAAGACGACAUAUUCAGCUGGUCUGGAUGUUGAUACGGUGUCAUUGAAUCAAUCUAAACAUGUGUGAUGAAUGAAACCACAUUUUGAACAGUCAAUGUAAUCUAUUUUCUUACAUCACAAAAUAUGCUUAUUCUUUCCAGUUGAAUAUGUGACUUCGAAUUGUAAUCAGUAACACAAUAAAAAAUGUUUGUCUGAAAAAUAUAAAAA
Messenger RNA from Oncorhynchus kisutch (coho salmon), 1457 nucleotides. It is a transcript of the gene ramac, whose product is annotated as RNA guanine-7 methyltransferase activating subunit. NCBI's taxonomy places the organism in Eukaryota, Metazoa, Chordata, Actinopteri, Salmoniformes, Salmonidae. Gene Ontology annotation, cellular component: mRNA capping enzyme complex. The transcript has 3 exons. The coding region runs from base 132 to 518 and encodes 128 amino acids. Gene Ontology annotation, biological process: RNA 5'-cap (guanine-N7)-methylation. Gene Ontology annotation, molecular function: RNA binding. The record is from RefSeq and is a predicted model, not a curated record.